Acanthamoeba castellanii str. Neff is the source of this 1482-nucleotide messenger RNA. Its product is annotated as UAA transporter family protein. NCBI's taxonomy places the organism in Eukaryota, Discosea, Longamoebia, Acanthamoebidae. The record is from RefSeq and is a predicted model, not a curated record. Bases 1 to 1482 code for a protein of 493 amino acids. Gene Ontology annotation, biological process: transmembrane transport. Gene Ontology annotation, molecular function: transmembrane transporter activity. The transcript is spliced from 5 exons. Gene Ontology annotation, cellular component: Golgi membrane; endoplasmic reticulum membrane.
AUGACGGGAAACACGAAGAACAGCGGCCAGGCGGGAGCGCAGACGCUGGUGGGGUGGGGCGCGGGCCUCUUCGCCGCACACAUCGUGUCGGGCUACAUGCAGGAGAUGCUGUUUGCCAUCAAGGGCUACACCUUCGGAUUCUACCUCACCCUUGCGCGCUACGUCAUCAACGCCCUUCUGGCCUUCGCCUACCUGCGGCUCUUCGACAAUGGCGCCAAUCUCAGAUAUCUCCAUUUCCACUUUCGAUGGAUCUUCUCUCUACUCGGGGGCACAAAUCGCCGGUGGUGGUGGUGGGAAGAGCGCAAGGAGAAGGACGACGACGAUGCCAACACAACCGGCGAUGACGGCCCACCCUCCAAGGAGGUGGGAGAAACAACUGCCGAUGUGAGCGUUGGAUUGGCGGAAGGGGAAGACGGCAAGGUCCUCCCGUUCAACAAUCGCUUCCUCACCCAGUCGAAGGGAUCAAUCAUCCUCGAGAUGGGCGCUGAAGCUGCUGACGCAGCGGCCACCCACAGCCUCGGGACGGUCGGGCAGAAGGUGCCGCUCCAGUACUACCUCCUGCUGUCCUUCCUCUCUGUCAUGGCACUGGGCCUGGGCACCUCUGCCCUCGCCUUCCUCAACUACCCCACCAAGGUCAUCCUCAAGACUUCCAAGCUGGUGGUGAUCAUGCUGUUUAGUCGGAUCAUUCUGGGCAAGAAGCACUCGGGCGCAGAGUACGCGAUGGCCAUGUCGAUGGUGGCCGGCCUCGUGCUCUUCACCCUGGGUGACUACUACGUGAAGAUCGACGCCUCGUCGGCCGUCGUCGAGGCCUCACUCGAGUCUUCGAACCUCGCUGCUGGUGAUGCUGCGGCUGGUGCGGGCGCCGAAGCUCAGAGCGACCCGAUGGAGGAGAGCUUCGAGUGGCGAACGGCCAAGGGCGUGUUUCUGCUCUUCCUGUCGCUCAUCUUCGAGGCCAUCAACGUCAACAUGCAGAAGAAGAUCCUCGUCGGCUACGAACGCUCGUCACCGGCCGAGCUCGUCUUUUACAACGCGUUCUUCGGCUCGCUGGUGACCUUCGUCAUUGUGCUGGUCAACGGCGAACUCUUUGCCGCCUGGGAGUUUGCCGUGACUCACCCCGACUGCCACUUCUACGUGAUCGGCUUUGCCCUCUUCUCCUCCUGCGGUGUGGCAUGUGCUAUCAUGGUGCUGCAUAACUUCGACCCGAUGACGAUCGGCAUCGUUGUGACGGGAAGGAAGUCCAUCACCGUGCUCACCUCGUUCAUCCUCAUCCCGAAGCCCGAUGCUCGUCUUCGUUUCGCUCUUCAUGAGCGCCUGGUGGAAGAGCUUGGAGGGGGUCAGCAAGCCGAAAGACUUUGCCAUGGACUGAAGAGGAAGAUGGUGAGGGCAACAAAGGCGAUGCACACGAGAGAGUCGGCGUCACCGACGAGCAUAUCUGCGGAGCGACGUGUUCCUCAAAGAGUUGAAGGAAGCGGAAGACGGUGA